Molecule: messenger RNA, 438 nt
Organism: Hermetia illucens (black soldier fly)
Lineage: Eukaryota; Metazoa; Arthropoda; Insecta; Diptera; Stratiomyidae
Product: PI-stichotoxin-She2a-like
Exons: 2
Coding region: 81-320 (79 amino acids)
Molecular function (GO): serine-type endopeptidase inhibitor activity
Source: RefSeq, a predicted model, not a curated record
CGACAAAUGCUAAUCUGCUCUUUAGUUUCAGUUGAAGUGACCACUUGAAUAGAUACGUCGAUACGCAAAUUAACAUCAAAAUGAAAGCAUUUCUACUGAUAUUAGUGCUGAUAACUGUAAUCGCUGCAGCAUUUUCGGAAAACGUUAAUCGAGAAAUGUGCAAUCUACCGGAACGAGCUGGACGCUGCAUGGCUUACAUGCCCAGAUUUCGAUAUAAACCAGACACGAACGAGUGCAUCCAGUUCAUCUAUGGCGGUUGUGGUGGGAAUGGCAAUAACUUUUUCACGAAAGAAUCAUGUGAAGAAGUAUGUAAAGUUUAAAAACUUCUUCAUAAUUAGUCCACCAUGCCUUGCUCAGCGUUAGAGAAGUGUAAAAGGUAGCUCUAUAUUAUCCUGGAUGAAAUGGAAGUUAAAUAAAAUUUUCCAAAUACCAUAAAUA